Messenger RNA from Manihot esculenta (cassava), 1484 nucleotides. RefSeq names its product probable protein phosphatase 2C 34. Gene Ontology annotation, molecular function: protein serine/threonine phosphatase activity. The transcript has 6 exons. Gene Ontology annotation, biological process: protein dephosphorylation. Bases 211 to 1317 code for a protein of 368 amino acids. Lineage: Eukaryota; Viridiplantae; Streptophyta; Magnoliopsida; Malpighiales; Euphorbiaceae. The record is from RefSeq and is a predicted model, not a curated record.
CUGCAUAUUCUCUCUCUCGAUUUCUCAGCUCUUCUUCUUCUUCUUCUUCCAUCAUAUUCCGGCAGAUGGCGUCAUCUUUCCAGCAAUUUCCUCAGAUUCCUGCUCUCUGAACUUUGUCUGUUUUUCUUUUGCCUCAAGGUUUUGAAUCUGCAACAAGGUAGGAGACUAUAAAUUCUGGUUUCCUUUGGACAUUGAACUUCAAGCAUUGCAAUGGGGCAUCUAUCCUCUAUGUUCAAUGGGCUAGCGAGGUCCUUUUCAAUAAGAAAAGGGAAGAAUACUGGUAAUGGUGAUGGAAGGGAAGCUGCAGAAGCAAUGGCAAAAGAAGCAAAGAAGAAUGACUUGAUAUUGCGAUCUUCCGGCUUUAUAAAUCUUGAUGGUUCAAAGAAUUUUGCCUCAGUUUUCUCAAAGAGAGGUGAGAAAGGAGUGAACCAGGACACCUUCAUUGUAUGGGAGGGAUUUGGAUGCCAAGAAGACAUGAUGUUUUGUGGGAUUUUUGAUGGACAUGGUCCCUGGGGCCAUUUUGUGGCGAAGAAAGUCCGAGAAUGGAUGCCGUCAUGUUUACUGUGUAAUUGGCAGGAGACACUUGGUGAAACUUCAGUUGAUCCUGAUAUUGACUUGGAAUCAGAUAAAAAGCAUCAAAGAUUUAAUAUAUGGAAGCAUUCCUAUAUAAAGACUUGUGCUGCUGUUGAUCAGGAGCUGGGGCAGCACCGUAAGAUUGAUACAUGUCAUAGUGGAACAACUGCCUUGACAAUUGUCAGACAGGGAGAAGACAUUUUUUUAGCAAAUGUUGGCGACUCUCGUGCUGUACUGGCUACCACCUCAGAUGAUGGAGACUUGGUAUCAGUUCAGCUUACUACUGAUUUCAAGCCCAAUUUGCCUCAGGAGUCUGAACGAAUACUUCAAUGCAAGGGACGAGUGUUCUGUUUGGAUGACGAGCCAAUGGUGCAUAGAAUUUGGUUGCCAGAUGAAGAGUCACCUGGACUAGCAAUGUCAAGAGCCUUUGGGGAUUACUGCAUAAAAGAUUUUGGCCUUAUUUCUGUGCCUGAAGUGACCCAAAGGCACAUAACCAGCAAAGACCAAUUUGUGGUGCUAGCAACAGAUGGGGUAUGGGAUGUGAUAUCUAAUCAAGAAGCGGUGGAAAUUGUAUCUUCAACGCCAGACAGGGCAAAGGCAGCUAAAAGACUGGUUGAAUCAGCAGCACAUGCAUGGAAACGAAAGAGGAAGGGAAUAGCAAUGGAUGAUAUAUCGGCUAUUUGCCUUUUCUUCAACUCUUCUCCUCAAAAUGAGGAAGUUCCUCUUGUUAGUACACCAAAAUAGUGAUCAGAAAAUGACAAUUUCUUAUAUUUUAUUACAAUGAAUUAGUAGAUUUAGCAUUUAUAUGUAAGUAUGCAAUAGAAAGCCACUAAAUUUUGGGCACAAAUUUGGUAAUAGAAGAACCUGUCCAGUCCUUGACAAGGGGGAGAAAUGGGCUCUUCUUCUUAUCU